CCUAUCUUUAGCGUGUCGUGGCAGGUGGAAAAGGCUUCGAAACUGCAGCUGCCGACGCAUGCUCGCGCCCGACCGGCUCGCGGGGCGCAGCGCCAUUGACGCCAAAGAUGUGGUCCGCGUCGCGCUCGAACCCAGAGGUAUCAUUGGCUUUAUCCAGAUCCCGUCGCUCGCGUCGCAUGCAAUGACGCUGGCCGAGGCGCGCACGAUCAUUGCUGCCACGAUCGACCACGUGCCCGACGACGUCCAGUUCCUCUAUGGCGAGAUGGGGCUACCAAUUGGCAGGACGCAAGAGCCAUACCACCACGUCGUCGACCACUACCCGUGUAUAAAGCUCCGUCCUGCUCCGUCGAUCGCCAAGAAACUCAAGCCCACGACAUACCAAAUCUCGGUCUUAAACGGACAGACCCAAGGGCUCUUUGCGUCGUGGAUCCCAAGUACGUAUACGUUCCAGCAGCUGCGGCGGGACGCGGCGCGCUACUGGGAUAUCCCACAUGACGCCGCGACGCUUGUCGAUCCGGACGGCUGCGCGUGGCCGGACGAAGCCUGCAUUGCGUCCACGCUGCUCGAAAACGAGACGUUGGCGGCUACGACGCGCCUCGUGCUGCGCCACAAGAAGCACUUGCACGGACCAACGAGCGUCGCAGCCCGGCCUCGCGCACCCACAAAGAACCUCGACGAGCGACUAUGGUACAUCUUUACGUUCUACUGUGUUCACGGCGACGCGCUCGAUGUGCUCGGCAUGACAGCGUACCAGUUCCACCGCUUUUUGCGCGACUGCCGGCUCUUCUCGUCGGCCUUUACGCCAGCCAUGGGCGACGUCAUCUAUGCGUUUGAAGCCAAAGGCAAACUCGCCAAGCCGCUCGCCGCCUCCCGGCGCGCAACCGCCAAGCUGGACUACGACGGCUUCCUCAACGCGCUGGCGACGAUCGCUGCUCGGCGCUACGCCUCGGACGCGCUCGCGACUUUGCUCUCGACGCACGUGUUGCCGCGGGCCUCCUCGUGGCCGCUGCCCACGUGGCACUUCCACACGUCGCUCCUGCAGCAAGACGACGUGGCGCGCUUUGUGGGCAAGUUUGAAUCCAUGCUGCGCGAUAUUUUCGUAUUUUACACCAACCAGCCUCUUUCCGACACCGAAGCCGAGAGCACGAUGGCGUUCAGCGACUAUAGUCGAUUUGUCAACGACUUUCACAUCACGGAGCUUUUGCUCUCGACGCACGAGUGUCCCGAGCUCUUUCUUGCGUCAUGUCAGUGCACGGGCCGGCGGGACACGAUGCAUUUUGAUGCGUUCCUUGACGUCCUCGGGCGCGCCGGCCUCGUGGGGCUGACGCGCUAUCGUCAUCUGCAGCCACUUCAGUGCGUCAAGGCAGUGUUCCACCAUAUGACACGCGGUCUCAAGAGCUCGCGGGCGCUCGGGAUCAUCGCCAACCAUGGUCCAAGCGCGUUGUACGCGGCCCGCUUUUACGCCGGCUGCGUCGCGUUUAGCCACAAAUUCCUCGACGUCUGGCGCAUUGAGGGGUCCCCCGACUACAUCACGGGAGUGCUUCCGAUACUGCAGGACAAGAGCACGCGCGGACGCGAUAUGCUAACGCAGAUGAUGGUGCGUGCGGAAGCCGCGCCCGUCGCACCCCUUCCACCCCCCGGGUCGCCCCCCACAGCGGCACGGCCACCUUCGGCACCAAGCACGACAACGAUGACCCCGACCAAUACAAAGGCCAAAACGCUCGUGGCACCUCGCGAUCAACCCCCGGUGAUGUCGUCCCGUGAGCGGACGCAAAAACUGAACCCGUCGAUCGCUCGGGGUCCUCGACUCUUGCGCCUGUCACUGGACGAGCACCGGUUGACGCUUACGCAAGGCAAUGUUUUUCGUAAAUUUGGGACGUGGGGUCAACCCCAGAGACGCUACGUGUGGUGUUCGGACGACAGCGACGUGUUGUCGUGGCGCAGCCUCAAGAGCAAGAAGGCCGAGGAGAGCUUUACUCUGUAUGCGAUCCAAGCCGUGCUUCCGGGCAACACGGAGACGACAAAGUACGCCUUCAUGAAGCACCUCUCGGACGAGAAAAACCUCCGGCGGUGCUUCUCUAUCAUAACCAAGGAUCGGCGACUCGACUUGGAAGCCGACUCGGACGCGAUCUGCGACCGGUGGAUACAGGCGCUCACGAGCUACCUCACAAGCGGACGCGCAUGAAUGGAGAUCCUGUAAAGAUGAGUCGAGUAUCUUGAACGUUUUGUCCAUUGAAUGCAAAGUGUUUGUUAUUGUGA
This is a messenger RNA of Saprolegnia diclina VS20, 2259 nucleotides long. RefSeq lists its product as hypothetical. The transcript has 4 exons. NCBI's taxonomy places the organism in Eukaryota, Oomycota, Saprolegniomycetes, Saprolegniales, Saprolegniaceae. Bases 59 to 2185 code for a protein of 708 amino acids. The record is from RefSeq and is a predicted model, not a curated record.